AAUCAAGGAAAAUUUAGCAGUGUAUUUCUCCGGCCGACGGUCUCAUGCGCCGAGAAUCUGAAACCACCGUGUGGAAUCAGAGCUCUUUCCGACCGGAGUCCAGCAAGAUUCAGAUAAGUUCCGAAACUCGCUCACUGUUCUAUUGAUCUUUUGUUGUUGGGGAGAAGUAAUUUUGUGGAUCACAGCUUGUAAAUGCAUCACAUUGGCGACGUUCUUGUUGGAGGUUGAAACUUCAAAGCGGUAACAGCAAAAGAAGAGGGAGCAAUGAGAAAGAUACUCUGUUUCCUUGUGUUUGCAAUACAUUAGUUGUCUGCACACAACUAGGUCAUUGUUUAUAUGUAAAUAGAAUGGGAGGCACUGGACAGUGGACACCUCUGGUGAGUGUCUUGUUUGUCUCUUUACCUAACAUUAUUGACGGGUCUAAUUCAAUUAUAUAUACAUAGAUAAAACAAUAGUUGAUCAUGAAAUUGGCGAAUGUCUUAUUCAUUCUGGGUCGAGGUUAGUUAAUCUGUCAUUUGUAUGAUUGCAUCAACUUGAGCAUUGUUUACUGUUUUUUUUUUCCUCUUUGCCAACUGCUGCGUCUUCAUUUUCCACCACCAUGUUCACCUUUACAAUAAUACAUGUGUUUUUGAAUCGUCCAACCCUUGUUCUUCCUUUCCUCUGCAUCCUCUUCCUUUCUCUGCCUUUUCCAAAAAAAUGGCAUUUGCUGUUGCAGAUACAAUCCUGAAAAAGUUGGGCCCCCUAGCUGUUGAACAAGCAGGCCUCCUUUGGGGUCUCAAGAGCGAGGUUUUGAAACUGAAGAGCACGGUCACUUCUAUCCGGGCCGUGCUGUUGGAUGCAGAGGAGCAAUCCGGUCUUAAUCAUCAAGUUCAAGUGUGGCUUGAUGAACUAAAGCAAGUCCUUUAUGAUGCCGACGACUUGUUGGAUGACUUCAACACUGAGGCCUUGUUGAGACAGCAACAGAUGGAUAUCCAUGGCAAUCGUUGUACGAGCGAGGUAAGCCUCUUCUUUUCCGGUUCCAACCCAUUGUUUAGUGGUCUCUGGAUGGCUCAUCGGAUUAAGGCCAUCAGGAUCAAGUUGGAUGAGAUUGAUCAGAAUAGAACAAAGUUCAACCUUCAAACACGACUCGAGGAGCCUGCUGCUGCUAUGAGCAACCUUGGCAGACAGACAGAUUCCUUCGUCCCUAAUGUAUUUGUUGGGAGGAAAGAAGAUGGUGACAAGAUAAUAAGCUUGUUGUUAUCAUCUAGUAAUGAGCAGAAACUUGAAGUUAUUCCAAUCCUUGGAAUAGGGGGUUUGGGGAAAACAGCAUUGACUCAGUGUGUUUAUAAUGAUAAGAGUGUAACUUCUCAUUUUCAACUGAAAACUUGGUUAUGUGUUUCGAAUAAUUUCAAUGAAACAGUGCUGGUCAAAAAAAUGUUGGAGUCUUUAACCGGAGGCAAAGUGGAAGAUCUUCAGCUGCAAACUUUGAAGAGUAAUUUGAAGAAGCAAAUGGAUAAUAAGAAGUUUUUGCUGGUUUUGGAUGAUGUAUGGGAUAAUGGUGAUUACGAGAGCAAUUGGGAUAGGUUCAUGAAUUUUUUGUGGAAUGUUGGUGCAGUGGGGAGUAAAAUUAUCGUAACUACACGAAUUGGAAGUGUUGCAAGUUUGAUGGCAACAAAAGGGAUUAAACCACAUGAGUUAAAAGGCUUAUCCAGACAAGAGUCGUGGUCUUUGUUUGAACAGAUAACAUUUAAGAGAGAAGUAGUGGAAGGUGGCCAAAGGUUUAAGCAGAUAGGAGAAGAGAUUGUGGAAAGAUGUGUUGGAGUUCCUUUGGCUAUAAAGGCAAUGGCUGGUAUCCUGUCGUCGAAGAGAGAUAUAGUUGAUUGGGAGGCUUUAAGAGACAAGCAAGCACGGUUAGACAGGGUUGACAGUGAUAAAAGGAUAUUGGCAACUCUAAGGUUGAGCUACGACAACCUCCCUUCCCAUUUGAAACCAUGUUUUGCUUAUUGUAGCUUGUUUCCAAAGGAUUGUGAGAUUGAUGUGAGAAUGUUGGUACAACUUUGGAUGGGGCAAGGGUAUAUUGAUUGUAGCCAAUCAUCAUCGUCAAAUCUAUAUGACACCGGAGUUGAAUAUUUCAAGAGUAUGUUAUCGAAGUCGUUUUUUCAAGAGUCGUCCUUAAAUCAAUUGGGGGAUCUGGAUGUCUGUAAAAUGCAUGAUUUGAUGCAUGAUCUAGCUCUGGAAGUUGCGGGGAAGGAGAACUUCACUUUGAGGGCCUCAAAUUCAAUGGUUAAUGAUGAUAUCAACUUUGAUAGGCUUCUACACUUAUCAAUCGAUUUUGAGGAAAUACUAAGAGAGUCAUGGAAAGUUCCAGGUUUGUUACUCAAACCAACGAAACUGAGGACUUUUCUUACUACGAAUUUGCAUUGGCGGGGCAUGAAUGCACAUGGAGGAACCCAAUAUGAGACUAUCUUCUCAAAUAUGACUGGUCUGAGAGUUCUAAGUUUCUGUGGUGCUCGUAUAGAGAUUGUCCCUCCCUGCAUCAAUAAGUUGAAACGUCUCAGGUAUCUUGAUCUUUCUGAUAAUGAAAUGGAAAUGUUACCCGAUGAGAUCACAAGACUGGUAAACUUGCAAGUGCUCAUCUUAGAUGAUUGUGGACUGCUUCAAGAACUGCCAAGAGACAUAGUGAUGUUGUCCUAUCUUCAGUGUCUUAGCCUUAUCGGCUGUAACGCUCUAAGAGGCUUACCAUCUGGAAUCGGGAAAUUGAUUCGUCUGAAAGAAUUGUCCACGUUCAUAGUAACAAGUGCAGUGCACUCAGAAUGGGGAGCUGCUGCUGCUGCCAAAAUUUGCGACUUGAAAGAUCUCAAUCUAAGCGGGAGGUUGGCAAUUACGAAUCUGGAAUCGGUCGAGACACUUGAAGCAGAGGCAGCAAGUUUAAAGAGGAAGCAAUAUCUUCAAGCCUUGGAAUUGAAGUGGAAGGAAAGUAGUCAAGAGGCUAAUGCUGCCGGGAAUCUGAGGACACUAGAGGCGUUGGAGCCUCAUGAAAAUUUGAAGGAGCUGAUGUUAUCGGGUUACAGCGGAUGGAGUCUACCCACCUGGUUUUCUAAUUCUCUCAAGAAUGUGACGAGAAUCCGUUUAUAUAGUUGCGGGGGACUGCCAUACCUGCCGUGGCUGGGUCCACUGGUUUUCCUUGAAGAAUUGACGUUGUAUCAUCUAACCUGCUUAGAGUACAUACAGACCACUCCACCACCACCAUCAUCUACUUCUAACAAUGCGCAGUAUCUUCCCUGCCUCAAGUCUCUCCAAAUUGGGAAUUGCCACAACCUAAUCAGCUGGUGGUCGACCACAAUGAAAGAGGUGCCGUUGUUCCCGUGUUUUUCCUCUCUUUCGAUUUCUCGCUGUGAGAAACUGGUAUCCGUUCCUCGCCUCUCGUCGCACGUGGAAAGGGUUCUGUUAAAGGGUGUGAAGAGUGAGCUGUUGGCUGAGUUCGCUGCUGCACUUCCUCCACCCCAUUCCCCAACACAAUCCCAAUUUAAAUCACUUACAAUUGUUGGCGUGAAAGGUCAACAAGUUUUGGUUCCAGAGAUACUGCCACAGCUUGUUUCGCUUGAAUACCUGAGCAUACAGCAGUGCCCAAAUUUAACGACUCUGUCUCCACCACCAGCAAAUAUUCUUAGUCAAGAACAUCUCCCGUCCCCUCAGAGUGUUACUAACAACAACAUGGUGCCACUGUAUGCGCUUCCUGCCCUGCUUCGCUUUAGGAUCAAGGCUCUCAAAAGCUUGGAGUGUCUACCAGAAUGGCUUCAGCAUUCCUCUAAGUUGCAGCUUCUGGAGAUAACUGAGUGUGAGGGUCUCGAAUGCUUACCAGAAUGGCUCCCAAAGCUCGCAGCGUUGGAGACCUUGGAAGUAGACUCAUGUGGCCGUCUGUCACCGAGGUUGGAAAGCAAGGUGUCUGAAGACUGGCUCAAAGUUACCCACCUUCAGAAUAUCAAAAUCAAUGAUUUAGUGGUUCAACGAAAUGGUAACUACUCGUCAGUACAAGUAGCAGAAGAAGAAGAUCAAUACCAAGUAGAAGAAGCGGAGAGAGACGAAGAAGAUGAAGAAGAAGAAGAAGCAGCAGCAGCAGAAGAACUACCCACAGGCACCCAGUUUACAAGGAUUUUGUCAAAUUGCAUAGCAAGGCUGACUUGCAACAUUUUUCACAGAUGCUUUCUCUGCUAACUACCUUCUACAGGCAUUUCCCACGUUGGCUAACUAUAAGGUAUCCUUGAAGAGAAAUAUUUAAAUGCGAAAUAUUCAAGAUCUUCGUCGCCUUGCUUGAUUUGAUUCGCAGGAGAAGAGGCGAUCAGAUUUCGCUCGCAACGGUGAAGAAGUCGAGAGAGAAGAAUAAGGGGGAGACAAUAAGGAAUUUCGAGAGAGAUUACAAAUGUGUGAAAUGGCAUUUGUUGUUGCUGAGGCUAUCCUCAAGAAGUUGGGUCCCUUAGCUACUGAGCAGGCAGGGCUCCUCUGGGGUCUGAAGAGCGAGGUUUUGAGACUGAAGAACAAGGUUACUUCCAUGCGGGCUGUGCUGUUGGAUGCAGAGGAGUUAUCUGGCUUGAAUAACCAAGUUCGAGUUUGGUUGGAUGAACUGAAACAAGUCUUUUAUGAGGCUGAAGAUUUACUGGAUGAUUUCUCCACGGAAGCUCUGUUGAGGCAACAACAGGUGUAUAGUGAUGGCAAUGUCAGUUUGAGUGAGAAGGUACAACUAUUACUUUCAAGUUUCAACCAAUUGUUUAGUGGUCUCGUGAUGGCUCAUCAGAUUAAGGCCAUAAGGACCAAACUAGAUGAGAUUGAUGAAAAUCGGAAGAUGUUCAACCUUCAAACGCGACUUGAGGAGAAAUCUUCUGCUCUCAGGAAGAUCGGCAGGCAAACUGACUACUUCGUCCCUGAUGUGUUUAUUGGGAGAGAAGAAGAUAGUGCAAAGAUAAUAAGCUUGUUGUUAUCGACCGACAAAGGGCUGAAAGUUGAAGUUGUUCCAAUUCUUGGUAUAGGGGGUCUGGGGAAAACAGCACUGGCGCAACAUAUUUACAACGAUAAGAGUGUGAGCUCUUAUUUUCAACUUAAAAGUUGGGUAUGUGUUUCAGAUAAUUUUGACGAAACAGUAUUGGUCAAAAAUAUUUUGGAGUCUUUGACUGAAGACAAAGCUGGAGAUCUUCAAUUGCAAACUUUGAAGAGUAAAUUGAAGAAGAAAAUGGAUAAUAAGAAGUUCUUUUUGGUGUUAGAUGAUGUUUGGGAUAAAUGUGAUUAUGAGAGCAACUGGGACAGUUUCAUGAGUUUUUUGUGGAAUGUCGGCGCAAUGGGGAGUAAAAUCAUCAUAACUACACGUAUUGGAAGUGUUGCAAAUUUUAUGGCGACUAAAGGGCUUGAACCACAGGAGUUACAAGGAUUAAACAAACAAGAUUCAUGGGCUUUGUUUAAACAUAUAGCAUUCAAGAGAGAAGUACAGGAAGGUGAUGGAAGGUUUGUACGGGCAGGAGAAGAAAUUGUGGGAAGAUGUGUUGGAGUUCCUUUGGCUAUAAGGUCGAUGGCUGGCGCAUUGUCGUCAAAGAGAAAUGUGGUUGAUUGGGAGGCUUUAAGAGACAAGCAAGCACGACUAGAUAGGGUUGGGAAUGAUAAAAGGAUUUUGGAAACUCUAAGGUUGAGUUACGACAACCUGCCUUCUUACUUGAAACCCUGUUUUGCUUAUUGUAGCUUGUUUCCAAAAGAUUGUGAGAUUUCCAUAAGAAUGUUGGUACAACUGUGGAUGGGGCAAGGAUAUAUUGAUUCUAGCCAAUCAUCAUCAUCAAAUCUAUAUGACAGUGGAGUUGAAUAUUUCAAGAUUAUGUUAUCGAAGUCCUUUUUUCUAGAGUCGUCCGUAAAUAAAUUGGGUGAUCUGGCGGUUUGUAAAAUGCACGAUUUGAUGCACGAUCUAGCUCUAGAAAUUGCAGGGAAAGAGAACUUCACUUUGAAGGCCUCAACUUCAAUGGUCAAUGAUGAUGUCAACUUCGAUAGGCUUCUCCACUUGUCAUUCGAUUUUGAGAACCUACAAAGAGAGUCAUGGCAAGUUCCAGAUUUGUUACUUAAGCCAACAAAAGUGAGAACUCUGCUUCCUACAAAUUUGUAUCGAUUUGGUAUGAAUGGAUGGGGAGGAACCCAAUAUGGGACAAUCUUGUCUAAUAUGACUAGUCUGAGAGUUCUAAGUUUCUCUGAGACAGGUAUGAAGAUUGUCCCACCCUCCAUCCACAAAUUGAAGCAUCUGAGGUAUCUAAAUCUUUUUGGAAAUGAAAUGAAGAUGCUACCUGAUGAGAUCACAAAAUUGGUGAACUUGCAAGUGCUCAUCUUAGACUAUUGUGGACAGCUUCAGGAACUGCCAAGAGACAUUGUGAAGUUGUCCCAUCUUGAGUGUCUUAGCCUUGAUGGUUGUUGUGCUUUGAGAGGCUUACCAUCUGGGAUCAGGAAACUCGCUUGCUUGAAAGAGCUGUCCACAUUCGUAGUGACAACGGUAGCUCACUUAGAAUCAGGAGCCACCGCUGCCAAAUUUAGCGAGUUGAAGGAUCUCAAUCUAAGCGGGAGGUUGACAGUUACGAAUCUGGAAUCGUUGAAGGAGAAGGCUGAAGCGGAGGCAUCAAGUUUAAAAACAAAGCCAAAUCUUCGAGCCUUGGAAUUGAUGUGGGAUAGUGAUCAAGAGGCUAGUGCUGCUGGGGAUUUCAGGACACUAGAGGCGUUGGAGCCACAUGAAAAUUUGAAGGAGCUGAUGAUAAGGGAAUACAGAGGAUGCAGUCUACCCACCUGGUUUUCUAGUUCUCUCAAGAAUGUGGUGAUAAUCCGUCUGGAAUGCUGUGUGGGACUGCAAUAUCUGCCAUCGCUGGGUCCACUGGUUUCCCUUGAAGAACUGACGUUGCAUUUUCUAACCCACUUAGAGUACAUACAACAGGAUGAGGCCUUUGCAGCACCAUUAGCAUCUACUUGUAACAACAACAAUAAUAUUGUGCAAUAUCUUCCACGCCUCAAGUCUCUCUCCAUUACGGGUUGCAGUAACCUGAUUAGCUGGUGGUCGACCACAAAGAUAGAGGUGCCACUAUUUCCUUGUCUUUCCUCUCUUGACAUUUCUUACAGUGAGAAACUGGUAUCCAUUCCUCGGCUUUCGGUGCACGUUGAGACGGUUGGGUUAUCGAGUGUAAAGAGUGAGCUGUUGGGUGAGUUUGCUGCCUCACUUCCUCCACCCCAUUGCUCGACACAAUCCCGAUUCAAAUCACUUAGAAUCGAAUGGCUGGAAGGUCAAAGAAUGUUGGUGCCAGAGCUUCUGUCACAGCUUGUUUCGCUUGAAUACCUGUGUAUACAAUUUUGUCCAAACUUGAUGACUCUGUCUCCACCACCAGCUGAUAUUCCUAGUCAACAAAAUGUCACCUGCCUUCAGAGUGUUACUAACAACAACAUGGCUCCACUGUAUGCCCUUCCAGCCCUGCUUCGCUUUGAGAUAAACUCCCUCCAUAGUUUGGAGUGUCUACCAGAUUGGCUUCAACAUUCCUCUAAGUUGCAGCUUCUGGAUGUAACUUUUUGUGAUGAUCUUGUGUGUUUACCGGAGUGGCUCCCGAAGCUCACAGCGUUGGAGAAUUUGGAAGUACACUCAUGUGCUCGUUUAUCACCUAGGUUGGAAAGCAGGAUGGCUGAGGACUGGCCCAAAGUAGCUCGCAUCCCAAAUAUCAAAAUCAAUGGUAGAAUGGUUCAACGGAAUGGUAACUACUUGGCAGUAGAAGAAGAAGAAGAACAAGAAGAUCAAUACCAAGAACAAGAAGCGGAGGGGGAAGAAGAUGAUCAAGAACUACCCACAGGCACCCAGUUUUCAAGGAUGUUGUCAAAUUGCAUAACAAGGCUGACUUGCAACAUGUUCCACAGAUGUUUUCUUUGCUAACUACAUUCUGCAUGCAUUUCCCUUGAUGGUUAACUAUUAGUCGCAGUUGAAUUAGUUAUAAGACAACAGGAACUACUGGCUGCUGCUUUUUCCAUGGCUGCGAAAAGAACUUUUCAGCUGCCCAAGAAGAACUCAACAACUUUUAUGUGAAUCAACUUCUCCAUUCAAUCGAAACCCAAGAGUGGUAUUGGAUGACAGGAAACCAGAACUGGCUAUAAAAAUUUCUUCAGAAAACCUUGCUAAUCUGCAAAUUUGCAAGCCCCCUCCUUCUGCAUUCUGCACUGAUCGAGUAAUCUGGAAAGUCGGAUGUUGAACUCCAGAUGUUCACUGGGUUAGAGACUUUUCAAGUACAUUCCUGCCGUCUGGAAAAUUGCUCACUUUCUAAAUGUUGUAAUCAGUGGAGGAUGGAUCGAGCGGAGGAGGAAGAAGAAGGAUCAGAUGAAGAGAAACAACAAGAACAUGGCCACCGAGAAGAAGUGACCUCAGGCCCCCAGUCCUCGAGGUUGUCGGAUUGCGAGCGAGACUGACUCGCAAGCUUUUCCAAAGUUGUUUUCUCUGCUAGUAGCAACAGCGCAAUCUGAUUAAAGGGGAACAUGGUCGCUCAUUUGUUCAUCAUGGAUCUUGUCUCGAAGGGUUCACAAAUCACAAAUAAAAAAUGUCUUCCUACAUUCUCCACAGUCGGCGUCUCAUGUAAAUUGGCGCGAAUAAUUUAAGCUCUUCUGUGGGCUGGGCUUCCAUGGGCUACAAAGCCAAUCUCCGUUAGAGACCAAUUAAUUGGAACUUGCGAGCAUUGUUUUGGGCUGAAAUAGAUGAAACUAUUAUAGGCUGUUGUGGGCCUUCACAUGGAUUUCGGCCUACAUGUUUUAUGGCCUCGUUUCCCCCUCUAAUUUUAGCUCGAAUUGGAUUGAACUGAGAU
Messenger RNA from Linum tenue, 8819 nucleotides. The record is from the annotation of a GenBank genome assembly. Lineage: Eukaryota; Viridiplantae; Streptophyta; Magnoliopsida; Malpighiales; Linaceae.